GCUAAGCAAAUACCAGACGGCAGAGUCCACUUAAAUGGUUCACUUGCUUAGAGGUCAAAUUCGGAUCUGAUCUGCCUGAAAUUCCUUUUAACACUGAUUUGUCACAGCAGGUGUCUGACGAGAUUUGUCCUCCAAGACCAGAAGCAUGUGUUGUGCCAUCCAAAAGGCAGAAGUCCUGGACGGGGCUCACCUGAUGCAGAUCCUUUGGCACAACGGGGAAGAGUCUCUCUACCCAGCAAUAUGGCUAAGGGACAACUGCCAGUGCUCUGACUGCUACCUGGAUUCUGCCAAAGCACGGAAACUUCUCAUCGAAGCCCUCGAUGUGAACAUUGGUAUCAAAAGUUUGACAUUUGACACAGAAAAGGUUUCCAUCGCGUGGCCUGAUGACCAUUACAGUGAAUUUGGUGCUGAUUGGCUGAAGAAAAGAUGCUUUUCCCAGAAGGCCAGAGCAAAACUCCAAAGAGAACUGUUUCUUCCAGAAUGUCAGUACUGGGGCUCAGAGCUCCAGCUACCUACCCUGGAUUUUGAUGAUGUUUUAAAGUAUGAUGAAUAUGCAUACAAGUGGCUGGCCACCCUCAAGAAAGUAGGCAUAGUGCGACUCACAGGGGCAUCUGACAAGCGAGGAGAAAUCAUAAAACUUGGGAAAAGGAUUGGUUUCCUCUAUCUCACAUUUUAUGGACAUACUUGGCAAGUACAAGACAAAAUUGAUGCAAACAAUGUGGCUUACACAACUGGGAAGCUAAGCUUUCACACUGAUUAUCCAGCCCUCCAUCAUCCACCUGGGGUUCAGCUUCUGCACUGCAUAAAGCAAACAGUCACAGGAGGUGAUUCUGAAAUAGUAGAUGGGUUUAAUGUAUGCCAAAAGCUCAAGGAAAAAAACCCACGGGCAUUCCAAAUUCUGUCCUCUACCUUUGUGGACUUCACAGACAUUGGAGUGGAUUAUUGUGAUUUCUCUGUACAAUCCAAACACAAAAUUAUAGAGUUAGAUGAUAAAGGCCAAGUGAUUCGCAUCAACUUCAAUAAUGCAACGAGAGACACAAUAUUUGAUAUACCUGUUGAAAGAGUGCAGCCUUUUUAUGCUGCUCUGAAGGAGUUUGUUGACCUCAUGAACAGCAAAGAAUUCAAGUUUACCUUCAAGAUGAAUCCAGGAGAUGUGAUUACCUUUGACAACUGGCGUUUACUGCAUGGUCGACGCAGCUAUGAAGCAAGAACUGAGAUAUCCCGCCAUCUGGAGGGAGCUUAUGCCGAUUGGGAUGUGGUGAUGUCACGGCUUCGUAUCUUACGGCAGAGUGUUGAGAAUGGAAACUGAAUCAUGCCUGUGAUUUUAGAUGAUUCCAAUGACUGUAAUAAGAUAUGGUGCAAUUAUUCACAGGUUAUGAUCCGUGACACUUCAUAUUAAUUUCCUUAAAACUGAAUUUGUAAAUCUCCCAUAAGAAAACUCUUUUCUCUGUAAUCAUAUGCAAUAUCAACCUUAUAGAUAAUGUAGCAGUGUGCUUUCUUCAACCCUUCUAUUCUGACACAUGCAUGCUUUGAUUUCUUUUGUCCAUAUACUAUGUCCCCAGAAUGCCUCCAAAUAGUUUGUUACAUAAAACGUUUCUUCAGAUAAAGCUUUUUUGUAAAUAAAUCCUUUGCUACAAAUAACGCUUAUGUUUCAAAUAAAAUUUGUCUUAUAAAUCA
Lepus europaeus (European hare) is the source of this 1677-nucleotide messenger RNA. It is a transcript of the gene BBOX1, whose product is annotated as gamma-butyrobetaine hydroxylase 1. Gene Ontology annotation, biological process: carnitine biosynthetic process. The coding region runs from base 146 to 1309 and encodes 387 amino acids. Gene Ontology annotation, molecular function: iron ion binding; gamma-butyrobetaine dioxygenase activity. The transcript has 7 exons. Lineage: Eukaryota; Metazoa; Chordata; Mammalia; Lagomorpha; Leporidae. Gene Ontology annotation, cellular component: mitochondrion. The record is from RefSeq and is a predicted model, not a curated record.